AUCACUGUAAUGGCAAGGCAACGAGUGUAAACAAACUGGUCGGGUAAACACCGUGGCUACUAACAUGCGGACGUUACAAGCCCAAAACGUUUUAACAGCUAGGUAGCUAGUUAGCUAUCUCUUAUCGGGGUUGUUUUAAUAGGGUAUCCCGCAGAAAUGGACACAGGAGGAUUCCAGGCACAAAGUAUGCGACGGAGGGACCUCCCGCCUCUUCCACAGGGUGGACAGCGUGCCCUGCCCCCCAUGUCAAGUCAAGAUACAGGUGACGAGAUGCUGGUCCCUAAAAUCAAGAGGAAGAAGUCGAAGAGUCAGGUGGAUGGUGUUGAAAGCCCAGAGGCAGACUCAGGGAUGGAGAUGGCCCAGGUGGGGGGUCUGAGCAGUCGCAGGUCAUCUGAGGUCAUCCAGGCCUUGACCCCCGAUUCGCCGAAAGCUGCACCACAGAGAAGGAAGAAGAAGAAAAAGGCAGCGACCAUAGACAUGGAGGAUGACCAGGCUGACCUGGUGAACGGGGAUGGACUGGUCCAGAACACAGCAGAGGCAGGGGAAGAAGUGACCAAAAAACCCAAGAGGAAGAAGAAGCCGAAAGUGUCAGAGACACAGUACGUCAACGAGCUUCAUGUAGAGGACGAUGACAUCAUCACAGACGCUCAGCCACCCGUCCCCCGGCAUUCCCUGUUCUCUGCUCCCCUGGGACAGAGCCAGCCUGUGGGGAAGGUGUUUGUCGAGAGGAGCAAGAGGUUUCAAGCGGCCGAUCGGUCAGACAGACCGAAGUCCAGCGAUCAGGUGGACAACUUCGUGGACAUCCAGCAAAUGUGGACCACCAAGGAUGUGUCUGUUAGGGUACAUGGUGGCUUCAGGGGGGUUGGGCUGUUCUGCCACGGCUUCCUAGCAGGCUAUGCAGUGUGGAACAUCAUAGUGAUCUAUGCCCUGGCAGGAAAACAUCUCACUACUCUGCCUAACCUACUGCAGCAGUACCACAGCCUGGCCUACCCUGCACAGUCUCUCUUCUACCUGCUACUGGCUAUAAGCACCGUGUCAGCCUUUGACAGGGUGAAUCUGGCCAAAGGCGCCAUGGCUAUGAGAGAGUUUGUCACCCUGGACCCAGUUGCUCUAGCCUCUUUUUUGUACUUCUCAUCUCUGGUCCUCUCUCUCAGCCAGCAGAUGACCAGUGACCGCAUCAACCUGUACCCCAGUGCUAACGAGACCUUAUGGCCUCCUGGGUCAGAGCACCAGAUCCUGAACCCGUGGAUCAUAGUGAACCUGGUGGUGGCUGUGCUGGUAGGAAUGGCCUGGAUCUUCAUCUCCACUAGGCCUGAGAUGGACUACACCGAAGGAUUCCUAAUGGCUAUGGAGAUCGAGUCCUUGAGACCAGAGGAGAAAUCAGAAAUGUCUACUUGAGGAAUAGUAUUUCCAUUUUUUUCUUGCACAUCUUGUUUUGUGCUGUAUUUUAUCAGCCAACACAAAAUGUACACCUUGUUUGUGGUAAUAAGCAGUUUAUUUUUGUAUGACCCAAAUGUGUGUUUGUUUUGUCAAAUGUAUUGAUUACCGUUGGAAAUAAUAAAAAUGUUAUCCCACUGA
Oncorhynchus gorbuscha (pink salmon) is the source of this 1578-nucleotide messenger RNA. RefSeq names its product transmembrane protein 237B-like. NCBI's taxonomy places the organism in Eukaryota, Metazoa, Chordata, Actinopteri, Salmoniformes, Salmonidae. Gene Ontology annotation, biological process: cilium assembly. Bases 157 to 1398 code for a protein of 413 amino acids. The record is from RefSeq and is a predicted model, not a curated record. Gene Ontology annotation, cellular component: ciliary transition zone. The transcript has 14 exons.